Molecule: messenger RNA, 1668 nt
Organism: Cotesia glomerata
Lineage: Eukaryota; Metazoa; Arthropoda; Insecta; Hymenoptera; Braconidae
Exons: 3
Coding region: 323-1642 (439 amino acids)
Source: RefSeq, a predicted model, not a curated record
UUUUCAUCAUUAGAAAUCACGAUCAUGUUGUUUUUUUAUAACGUCUUCAAAACGUCUUAAAAAAUUUUUCCACUACAGCUGUAUAUUGUCCUUGGGAAAAUUUCUUCUGUAGAGAAUUUUUGUUUUGUAUUCUAUUUACUCUGUUUCUCUUGUGAACUAGCGCCACCUACAUUUUUCUUUAUAGUUAUAUUGUUUUUAUUUGUUUACAUUUUCUACAACAUUUCUAGUGUUUCCACAAGUUAUGAUCUUGUAUAUGUGAUAAAACGAUUAAAUAUUUACAAAUUUUGCGGUCACUACAUAAAUUUAUAUAUUUAUCGAAAAUAUGGGUAAGGAAAUUCAUUUGAUCGGAAAACCCAUGCAAAAAAUUUCAGAACGUAAGUUGCCAACAGUGAAAGAGGUUAUGAGUGUUUUUUUUUAUCAGCUCAAAGUGUUAAAAUGUUCUAUCAAACAAAGUGCUAAAAAUGCAACUGAUCAAGUUAUUGAACUAUGGAAAAACAACCAGAUUCCGACUAGUGGAUCAACUAAUGUAAUACAAAAAAUUCUUCGCUAUCAUAACCAAUGGUUGAAAUUGCAAAAAUCUUUUGUGCGAAAAAAAUCAUCAGCCCAAAACAAAAAUGUAAUAAUAUUUCAGAAUGAAAUCAAAGCAUUAUUUGAUAUUGUAGAUCAUAAAUCAAUAAAACUGCUUGAUAAUGAUAUUCGUGAACUAUAUUCAAAUCAAAAAAGUGAUACCCGGAAAGAAAUUCUUUCAAAUAACCCAAAUAAAUUAAACAGUACUAUGAAUACGAUGGAAGUAGAUGAAAGUCAUUUGAAUCAACCCUCAACCAGCCAUGAGAUUGUUCGAAGUGAGGAAUCAGAGUCAUCUUCAACCCUUACAUUAAGUCAAGCUACAAAUUUCGGUUCAGAUUUAGAGUAUGUGCCUCAAAUACCGACAACACGAGCAAAAAUAAAUAAUCUAACUCCAGAGCUUAUCUCAGCACUCGACAGAGCUAAUGUUAGUAGUAGAGAUGCGAUGUUCAUUAUUGCUCUAGUUCUAUCAAGUGUUGGUGUUAAUGUAGAAGAUACAACUCUUAGUUAUCGAACAAUUCAACGAACUCGCAUGCUCUCACGAAAAGACAUUGUUAUAGGACUAAAAGAUAACUUCAAAGCUCAUGAUAAAUACGUCGUGCAUUGGGAUGGGAAAAUACUGAAUGACAUUUCUGAAUCGAAAUUUGUGGAUCGAUUACCGAUUAUUUUGACUGCUUUUGGUACUGAGCAGUUACUUGGAGUUCCAAAAAUGAAUAGUGGAUCGGCAGAAAAUCAAACAGCAAUCAUCUUGUCAACGUUAAAUCAAUGGGGUAUUAUUAGUUACAUCAAGGCGAUGUGUUUUGACACGACUGCGGUUAAUACAAGAAUCCAUCAUGGUACAUGUAAAGAAAUUGAAAAGGCCUUAGGAAAAGAAUUAAUUUGGUUACCAUGUCGCCAUCAUAUUUAUGAGAUCAUUUUAAGGAGUGCAUUCGAAGUCUAUUGGCCAGUAUCAUCCGGACCAAAUGUUCCAAUAUUUGGCAGAUUCAAAAAAUUUUGGGACACAUUCGAUAAAACGAAGUAUAAAUCUGGUGUUGAAGAUAGUAUUGUUGCUAAUAUUAUUACGAAUGAAAAAAAAUAAUCUAUCUUCAUUUAUUAAGCGAUACU